AUGGCUGCGCCGAGCCCCACCGCAGAGCUCCCCAGCGAAGCCUCCUGCCCCAUCUGCCUGGAGUAUUUCCGAGACCCCGUCUCCAUCCACUGCGGUCACAACUUCUGCCGGGCGUGCAUCACCCGCUGCUGGGAGUGGUCCACGGCGAAUUUCUCCUGCCCGCAGUGCCGGGAGACGGCACCGGAGAGAAUCUUUCGGCCCAGCCGGGAGCUGGCGCGGGUGCUCGAAAUAGCCAAGCGGUUGAGUUUGCAGGCGGCCAGAGGGGAGACGGUUGAGGAGGAAGGAUGCGAGAGGCACCGGGAGCCUCUGAAGGUCUUCUGCAAAGACGAUGAAGCCUUCAUCUGCGUGAUCUGCCGGGAGUCCCGAGCGCACCGGUCUCACACGAUGCUUCCUGUGCAGGAUGCUGUCCAGGAAUACAAGGGACAAAUCCAGGCUCAUCUGCAAGUCCUGAAGGAAGACAGAGACAAACUCCUGGGGUUUCGAGAGGCUGAAAUGAGGAGAAGCUGGGAGUACCUGGAGAAGACCGAAGCCGAGCGGCAGGGAGUUUUCUCCAAGUUCGAAGGGUUGCGUCUCUUCCUGGAGGACCAUGCCCGUCAUCUGCUGGCUCAGCUGGGGGACCUGGAGAGGGACCUGGAGAAAACGCAGGAAGAAAACAUCACUAGUCUGACGAAGGAGAUCUCUCGUCUGGAUACCUUGAUCCAGGAGAUGGAGGAGAAGUGCCAGCAACCAGCAAGCAAAUUUCUGCGGGACAUCAGAGGCACCUUGAGCAGGUUUGAAAAGGAAAAUUUCCAGCAGCCCCCAUUGCUUCUUCCAGAGCUGGAAAAGAAAAUCAGUCACUUCAGGGAGAAAAAUAUUGCUCUAGAGGAGACUCUGAGGAGCUUCCAAGACAUCCUGAUGUUUGAGCUGCCUGAAAAGAGUAAGUCCACAUCUCCUGGAGUGAAGGUGACCCUGGAUCCAUCCACGGCUCACCCCCAGCUCGUCGUGUCGGCGGACGGGAGGAGCGUGAGGUGGGAAGACGCCCAACACGACCCAUCUGCUGAGGGGUUUGGCACCGAUCCCUGCGUGCUGGGCUGCGAGGGCAUCACCUCGGGGAGAUGCUGCUGGGAGGUGGAGGUGACACCCAAAGGCUCCUGGGCCGUGGGGGUGGCCAAAGAUUCCCUGAAGAGGAGGGAAGCGACCUCCGUGAGCCCCGAGAUGGAGCUCUGGUCCAUGGGUCUCUGUGAGGGUCAGUUUUGGGCUCUCACUUCCCUUGAGCGCAUCCCGCUAUACCAGAUCCAGGUUCCCAGAAGGGUCCGGGUCUCCCUGGACUAUGAAAAGGGUCAGGUGGCAUUUUUUGAUGCCGAUAAGAGGGCCCUGAUCUUCACUUUCCCAGCAGCUUCAUUCAAAGGGGAGAGUAUUCAUCCCUGGUUCCUGGUGUGGAGCGAGGGGUCCCAGAUCACAUUGUGCCCCUGA
This is a messenger RNA of Gavia stellata (red-throated loon), 1452 nucleotides long. RefSeq names its product zinc finger protein RFP-like. Gene Ontology annotation, molecular function: protein binding; zinc ion binding. The transcript is spliced from 7 exons. The record is from RefSeq and is a predicted model, not a curated record. Bases 1 to 1452 code for a protein of 483 amino acids. Lineage: Eukaryota; Metazoa; Chordata; Aves; Gaviiformes; Gaviidae.